CAUUGCAGACUAUCUACAUAACUUCAUCAGCAUUGCAGACUAUCCGCGUAACUUCAUCAGCAUUGCAGACUAUCUACAUAACUUCAUCAGCAUUGCAGACUAUCUACAUAACUUCAUCAGCAUUGCAGACUAUCUACAUAACUUCAUCAGCAUUGCAGACUAUCUACAUAACUUCAUCAGCAUUGCAGACUAUCUACAUAACUUCAUCAGCAUUGCAGACUAUCUACAUAACUUCAUCAGCAUUGCAGACUAUCCGCAUAACUUCAUCAGCAUUGCAGACUAUCUACAUAACUUCAUCAGCAUUGCAGACUAUCUACAUAACUUCAUCAGCAUUGCAGACUAUCUACAUAACUUCAUCAGCAUUGCAGACUAUCCGCGUAACUUCAUCAGCAUUGCAGACUAUCUACAUAACUUCAUCAGCAUUGCAGACUAUCUACGUAACUUCAUCAGCAUUGCAGACUAUCUACAUAACUUCAUCAGCAUUGCAGACUAUCUACAUAACUUGA
Saccoglossus kowalevskii is the source of this 506-nucleotide messenger RNA. RefSeq names its product putative GPI-anchored protein PB15E9.01c-like. Lineage: Eukaryota; Metazoa; Hemichordata; Enteropneusta; Harrimaniidae. The record is from RefSeq and is a predicted model, not a curated record.